UUGUACCUUUCUUACGGUUACAAUUUUAUAAGCGACCGCUUUAAUUUAUGUUUCUUUUUAUUUUUUUCUUUCCGUCUAUAUCUAUCUCUUUUUUCUUUUUUCCGUGUCCGGUCGUUAGUCACGCCGUUGAGAAAGGAUUUCGAAAAAAAGGACAAGUAUCCUCUCGCUUCGUACUUUGAAGAAAAAAAAAAAGAAAGACUGUUUGUUUGUGUUUUUAGUUCGGCCAAAUUUAAUUCGGUCGGAAAUUAGUUCGGUAUGGAAUUUAAAACCAGUUGUUCGGGUGAACUCCCAUCUGAACCUCAGCAGCAGUUCAACAUAUUUCCAGCCAUAUUCUCGAGACAGUUUAACUUCGGGCAAGGACAAGCCGGCAGUAAACUAAUGGACGAGUUGAGGCCGAACCUUGGUGGUAUAUUAGGUUUAGUAGAAGCUGGUGAUCAUCACCAUAGUGGUUCCGCGCAUCACCAUCCCGGUAGUGGGACGACAGGCACUGCACAAGGGAACAGUGAGAAGAGACCCAAAUUAGAAGAAUUCGGCUCUGUCUAUCCGAUUUCAUCAGUGGACCAUUCGACACCACCUCCUAGACAAUUACACGAACAUUCAGGUGGCGAGGGUGCGUUUAAAAAGCUGAAAAACGAGCCAGUCGUGUCUCCCGGUCCACAGCACGCCGGCCACACGCCAACAACGGCUUCCUGUCCUACACCCGCCCGUCGAAGACAUCGGACGACCUUCACCCAAGAACAACUGGCAGAACUGGAAGCGGCCUUUGCUAAAUCGCACUAUCCCGAUAUUUACUGUAGAGAAGAACUCGCCCGAACCACGAAGCUGAACGAAGCCAGGAUACAGGUCUGGUUUCAAAACAGAAGAGCAAAAUACAGGAAACAAGAGAAACAACUUCAAAAAGCUCUAGCGCCGUCUGUCCUUCCGACGUGCAACGGUGCUAUGAUGAGAAAUAUCUAUCCGACCGCCACGAGGGGGUAUCAACCUUACCAUCAUCACAACGCCAUGAAUAGGUACCAACAGAUGACGGCGGCCAGUUACCCACCGAUGACUCAACCUUUUUCGAUGUCCCAUUCUGCCACAAACAUGACUACCGUGUCCGGGAUGCGGCAGGACGCCAUGGGAAUGACUGCAGAUGACGAAUGGUACAACAAGAGUUUAUCAGCUCUUCGUAUGAACACAACACACCAUCCAAAUCUAGCUGCCCCCAUGCUACAGUACCAGACGUAGUGUUGUUGCUUGGCAUCAGAUCGUUCAUCUAAAAAUGGGUCUUCAAAUUAAGACCAUUCCAGAUUAAGAAUAAUUUUUAUGACUUAUAUGGAUAAGAAUGUGUUUUACAUAAACCAAUAUAUAAACAAAGAAUCGCCGGUUCCUGAUAUUUACUGAUAAAUAUACAGAUUUUAGCCUAGAAAACAUAAUAACUUUUGAUCUUGUUUGAAUUUAUUUAAUCAAAUCAACACCCUAUAAUAAAUGUUAGUUGUCUAUAUUGUAAAGCACGUUAAAUUAUUUUUUUAAUU
Molecule: messenger RNA, 1514 nt
Organism: Cimex lectularius (bed bug)
Lineage: Eukaryota; Metazoa; Arthropoda; Insecta; Hemiptera; Cimicidae
Product: homeobox protein prophet of Pit-1
Exons: 6
Coding region: 256-1227 (323 amino acids)
Biological process (GO): regulation of transcription by RNA polymerase II
Molecular function (GO): RNA polymerase II transcription regulatory region sequence-specific DNA binding; DNA-binding transcription factor activity, RNA polymerase II-specific
Source: RefSeq, a predicted model, not a curated record